CUGUGGUAGAAGCACACAGUUUGAUCUCUUUGGUUAUGUUAAAAAAGCACAAUAAUUUAUAAAAUUUAUCUAAGCAUUUUAGAAUGUUUUCAUUCACGUUUUUGAGAAAUUCCAUAAGUAAACCAAUUUGGUCCAGGAAUAUUACCAUUUCAUCAAUUCUAAGAAACGAGAAUAUCAAAGACAAUAUCACACUUGAAUACCGAGAGGUCACAAAAGAUAGGUCACAAAUUAUUCCUGUAGAAACCAGUAUUAAAUAUUUGAAGAGUCCUGCUUACCAACAAACUUACGGCUCUGAUCCUGUAUGGAAGCUUUAUAGAAGAAAUCACAAAGGAAGAAUACCACCCAAGAAAACCAGGAAAACUUGUAUCAGAGCAGGUGUUAUAUCUACUGGAAAUCCUUGUCCUAUAUGCAGAGAUGAGUACCUAGUUUUAAGUGAACAUAACACUGAAUUACUUAAGCAGUUUGUUUGUCCCCAUACCGGAGAAAUAUUGAGUUUCAGUAAAACUGGUUUAUGUCAGGUGAAACAUACACAGUUGUUAGUUGCACUAAAAAGAGCUUAUAAUUUUGGCCUUUUAACUUUUGAUGUUCCCUUUAGGGCAUAUGAUUACACUGAUUAUUAUAAAGUAGCUGACAAUUGAUCAUGGAAGCUACAUUCGUUAUAAUAGGAGGGGGUAUUGCAGGAGUCAGUUGUGCGGAGUCUUUGUCAAUUUUGGAUUCUGAUAAUUCAGUUAUUUUAUUGAGUGAGUCUGCAUUAAUCAAGACAGCUACAAAUGUUUUUGCGAUAACUAGAACUCUCACCAGUUUUGAAGU
Molecule: messenger RNA, 810 nt
Organism: Coccinella septempunctata (seven-spotted ladybird)
Lineage: Eukaryota; Metazoa; Arthropoda; Insecta; Coleoptera; Coccinellidae
Gene: mRpS18B
Product: 28S ribosomal protein S18b, mitochondrial
Exons: 1
Coding region: 84-638 (184 amino acids)
Biological process (GO): mitochondrial translation
Cellular component (GO): mitochondrion; ribosome
Molecular function (GO): structural constituent of ribosome
Source: RefSeq, a predicted model, not a curated record